Messenger RNA from Acaulospora colombiana, 1095 nucleotides. The record is from the annotation of a GenBank genome assembly. Lineage: Eukaryota; Fungi; Glomeromycota; Glomeromycetes; Diversisporales; Acaulosporaceae.
ACUCUCAUCUCUUAUGUCAUGUCCCUCCCACAAAACCUUAACCUAUACAACGAGAUCCUCCUUACCAAUGACCAAGUAUCCAGCGGCGGCCCGGAUCCCUUUAAAGUUGGGUUGGAACAGUCCUACUCUGAUCUCAUCAACGCGAAAAUUGGCCCCAUGAAAGCCGCAAUUGCCAAGAACUUUCAGGAAGGUUGGAAGGAACUACUCAAAUUAGAUCAAUACAGCACUCGAGCUUAUAUGGGAUUAGUGGACCCCAAAUACCCUCAGAACACUUUCGACUCUGCUUCCAAUCUGUACGACUGUGCAUUAGCUGAGACGGUCAUGGACUCUAUGGAUUUCGACUGGCCAGAAGGCGUAGAAGACUCGGAGAAAUGGUUUUAUGGUUCCUCUGUCAUUGCUUCCCGCAUGGCACAAGGCCUUCAAAUUCGACUUGGUCAGAGAGUGACAGCCAUCUCACCCAAGCUAAACGGAACUACAUGGGAAGCGGUGAAUGUAACUAUCUCAGGACAGGGCACAAGGACCUACGACCAUGUCAUCACUACCCUCCCCUUCGGCUGCCUUCGUACCGUCGACACUUCCCAAUGCAAAUUUGACUGGGAACUCCAACAAGCAAUGCGCACCCUUCACUACGAUGAUUCAGUCAAAGUGGCGAUUCAGUUCAAGUCUCGUUGGUGGGAGGUGGAGAAGAAUCAAAUGGGUGGUGUCUCCUCCACUGACCGCCCUACUCGUAUUAUCGUAUACCCAUCUUAUGGUAUAGGCGGCAACACGGGUGCUUCGAUGAUCGUCAGCUAUACGUGGGCACAAGACGCAAUGCGACUAGGCUCAUAUCGCCAAGGCAGACAAUCGGUACCUGAGAAGCAGCUCAUCGAACUGAUUCUCAAGGAUCUGUCGGAUAUGCACGGGUAUCCCGAUUCUAGCCAUUUGCAAAGCUUGAUAGUAGACUGGCACCUUCAACAUGAGGGUCGCGUGGAUCUCAUUCGAGAGUUGAUAUUAAAAUGGGGAUUAGAUGAUGAGUUCGAUAUGGAUUUGCUGCACAAACAAGUUGCUCUGGGACAGCACCAAGCCAUCCGUUCACGUCGAGAGGUUACCAAAUAA